Molecule: messenger RNA, 1434 nt
Organism: Corylus avellana
Lineage: Eukaryota; Viridiplantae; Streptophyta; Magnoliopsida; Fagales; Betulaceae
Source: RefSeq, a predicted model, not a curated record
AUGCCUCCUAAGAAGUCGGAGAUCUCCAAGAACGACCCCAAGAGAUCUGGGAAGAAAAAAGAAUAUUCCAUGGAGUCGCUAGAAGAGUUGGAAGGUGAUCUGACAAAAACUCAUCCAGAAGAAUCCACGGACACGGAAGAUGAGUUGGAAGUGGAAGGUGAGAUGUCCAAGAAUUGCUGCAUCUACACUGUACCCAAGACGCUCGCCGAUAUCAACACCAAGAAGGCGUACGAGCCCCGGGUCGUCUCCAUCAGGCCCUACCACGGCGGCGAGGAACAAGUCCAGGCGAUGAAGAAGCACAAGCGGCAGUUCCUCAGCCAUUUACUCCAUAGGAAACAAUUAAGUUUAAAUGACUUAUUGGAAAGCAAAAGCAUAAGCCGACUUGCAAAGAAAGCGAGCAAGUAUUAUUCCAAAGAUAUCAAUUACUUCGAGAACGACGAGAUGGAAUGUCGGUUCCUGAAGUUGAUGGUGCUUGAUGGUUGCUUCUUGAUAGAGUUGUUUAAAAAGGCUGACAAAGUAGAGAAAGUGUUCGAACGCGACGACCCUCUGGCCACCAUGGCUUGGGCAGUACCAUAUAUGUACGGGGACCUUCUUCUGGUUGGGAAUCAGAUCCCCUUUUUUGUUCUGGAAGAAUUAUUUCAAACUUUCAAAAUGCCUGGGGACUCCGAUGCUUCCUUGUCCUUGCUGGCUUUGAAAUUCUUAAACAAAGUAAUGCAAAGGCCCGACGGAGUCGUAGACAAUUUCCUCAAGAGGGCAACACCCAAUAAUUAUCCAAAACCAUUGCACUUGCUGGACUUGGUUCGGUCAAGUUUGCUGCUCCAGCCCGAUCAAGAAGAGACCCGUAUUGCCAUUUCCAAUUCAGAGCCAUCAAACAAGAGAAAUGAUCUUAUUUACUGCAUCUCAAAGCUCCGCCGAGCGGGGAUUAAGCUCCGAAGGAGAGAAGCUGACAGCUUCUUGGACGUGAAAUUCAAGAAGGGGAAGGGGAUAUUCUGCAACGGAGUAAUCGAGAUGCCGAAUAUAACCAUGGACUACCACAUGAAGUCUUUCUUGGUCAACUGUGUGGCAUUCGAGCAGUUGCACAACACUCCCUCCAAGCAGUUCACGGUUUACGCUAGAUUAUUGGACUGCCUCGUCAACACCGCCAAAGACGUCGACCACCUAUGCCACAACGAUAUCUUCGACAACUACUUCGGGAAAGACGGGGACAUCGUACUCUUCAUCAACAAGAUGGGAAAGGACCUGGCGUUUGAUGAGGAUCAGUUUUACCUGUCCCAGUUGUUCAAAGAUGUCAACGCCUGUUACGGGACUGACUGGAAAGUGCUGUGGGCGAGAUUCAAGGCCAGGAGGCCUUAUGCAUCAUCCACUAUAAUCAUCUGGCUUAUCAAUGUCGCUGUUAAUGAGCACUUUGUCACUGCUAUUGGUUCACGCUAUUGA